AUGCUCGCAACGUACGGGACGACAACAACAGAGGAUCCGCGGGUGACCACUGCGCUGCCGUUUGAUCGCUACGCUCGCGACUCGAUUGCAUCGCGGGCGUACGCCGGCUCGCCGGCGGUGCGCGCUGCCGACCGGGCGCGGCGGCAGAGAGUGGCGGACGCGGCAGGUCAGCUGCCGACGUCGGCGUCGACGAGGCGGCCGACCGGAGUGAGCCUCGGCCCCGAGGCUGCAGCAGAGAGCGUGAGGAGCGAGUCGCGGGGCGGCAUCGCGCGCUCGGUGAUGCGCAGCCAGUAUUAUGGGACAGAUCCGCUGUCGCAGCUCGGAGGGAGUGGUGGCGCGCGGUGGGCGCGCGACUCGAUCGCCGCCCAGCCAGUGCCGGUGUUGGGAAGCGGCGCGUCAGAGGUCGGCGCGGCGCGGCGGCGGACGCUGGAGCAGUACUACGGCACACACACGACUGAGAUGCGCGAGCAUGAGCAGCUUUAA
Messenger RNA from Thecamonas trahens ATCC 50062, 483 nucleotides. RefSeq lists its product as uncharacterized. The record is from RefSeq and is a predicted model, not a curated record. The transcript has a single exon. Bases 1 to 483 code for a protein of 160 amino acids. Lineage: Eukaryota; Apusomonadida; Apusomonadidae.